AAAAGUGCGGAACUCGCUGUCUGUUGAACAAUGUCCACAAGGGCUCCGAAUUUGACGUGAGAGGAUCCAAGUAAGAGACAAUGAUCAUAACCUGCAUGAACGAGUUGUUUUAGCUCUGUGAUCGAAACUCAUUGUGCAGAGUGACCAGAACUUCAUCCCAAUUCAGCCCUGUAGUUAUGAGGCUGCACCAAUUCCUUGGAGUUUGGUCUGGUGAUCACGUUUCCAAGGUUCCAGAGUGACUGAUGUCUUCAUCCUAGUGUUCCAGAGGCCACUUUUGCUUUAAAUUUGCUUUAAAUUUUCUUCCAACGUGAUAUUUCAAAGCCCGGAAAUUUACGGAAAGUUUGAAUAUUGUGUUCAUGUCCAAACCGUCCAGAAGUUUUUUUUUAUCUCAUGUCUUACGGUUUGUGGAUGUGACAGACUUCUUGUUUAGUUUUAAGAUCUGCUGUUUACUGCAGGGCCCUUCUGAUCCGUUCCAGGGAAGAAAGAAUGGCAAGCAGUAUUCUGAUUCCCUCGUUGCGCCCUCUUGCUAUCAAAUCUCGAUGCUUUGCGUCGUCGACUGCUGUAGUUCCACGGUUAUCUGAAGAAGCUGUAAAGCAGUUCGAGGAGGAUGGUGCCACUGUAGUACGUCAGUUUUUCUCCCCUGAAUGGGUUGAGCAUCUUAGAGAAGCAGCAGAACUGAAUAUGAAAAAUCCAGGCCCACUAUGUGAUGAACAUGUGAAACCCGGGCAGCCAGGCCGAUUUCAUGACGAUCAGUUUCUGUGGAUAAGAUCAGAGGCUAUGAAAAGAUUUAUAUUCGAGUCGCCUGCAGGAGAGCUUGCUAAGCAGCUGAGUAGAGCAAAACAGGUGCGUCUAUUUUAUGACCAGCUGUUUGUCAAAGAGCCAGGUACUGAGACAGCGACUCCAUGGCACAAUGAUCAUUCAUACUGGCCAUUGAAGGGAAACCAGGUCAUCUCCUUGUGGCUUGCCUUGGAUCACGUUCCAAAGUCUUGCUGUAUCGAGUACGUGAAGGGCUCCCAUAAGUGGGAGCUUUUGCACAAGUUGACAUCAUUCUCCGGUGACCAGGAUAGAUACAAGGCUGCGAAUGUGACUUCUGUGGCGGAAAUUCCAGAUAUUGACAGCAUGCGUGAUCAGGUGGAACUAUUAUCUUGGGAUCUCGAACCUGGAGAUUGUCUCGUGCAUCACAGUUUCGCCGUACAUGGUGCACCAGGCAUAUCAUCAUCGGGUAAUCGCCGCCGAGCAUAUGCAACACGCUGGGCUGGAGACGAUGUACGAUAUGACCCACGUCCAGGAACUAUGGAAUUUAUGUGGAAAGAAAAAGCUGGUGUGGACGCCAAAUUACCUCCUGGGUCUCCACUGGAGUCACCAUUGUUUCCGACAGUGGUCUAAGGAAGUCAAUAUCUGUUCGGGUUGACACGGCCCGUUGACUUCAGCGGAGCGUAGAGGUAUUUCAUGUGAUGAAAACAACUUGUUUUCGAUCCAAAAGAUGUAAUAUGGCAUCAUGCACUCUCCUGGUGAGUGUUGUGGUUCUCAUACAAACUGUUGUGCAUAUGUAUAGGUUUAUUAUGUCCAGAAAUAGUACUUGCAAUGGCAUAGGAUGCCCUCGUGAGGUAGUGUUUGUAAAGAGUUCGUCCGUAACAUAUUGUACUUUAACAUGGAGUACCUUACACCUUGUGCAAGGUUCAGUCCCUUCUCUUAUAUGCCACUUUUUAGUCUAUAGGACGGAUUCCAUGUAUGUUUGUUUUCACAACUACAAGGUUAUAUACAUACGAACUAAGUCUUCGUACUCACCACUGGUUAAAAGCUCUGGACCCAUGAUAAU
This is a messenger RNA of Marchantia polymorpha subsp. ruderalis, 1819 nucleotides long. The record is from the annotation of a GenBank genome assembly. NCBI's taxonomy places the organism in Eukaryota, Viridiplantae, Streptophyta, Marchantiopsida, Marchantiales, Marchantiaceae.